This is a messenger RNA of Linepithema humile (Argentine ant), 3522 nucleotides long. RefSeq names its product trithorax group protein osa-like. The record is from RefSeq and is a predicted model, not a curated record. NCBI's taxonomy places the organism in Eukaryota, Metazoa, Arthropoda, Insecta, Hymenoptera, Formicidae.
AUGGUUAAAUUCAAGAUGCUUCUCGCGCUGUUCAGCGUCCUACUGAUUGGAAAUCACGUGCAAGCGGUAGUUAACAAGGCGCAAGUGCCGUUAACCAACGAAGAGAAGAAAUCUAUCAAGGGCAAAGUUGAGGAUAGAAUAAGCAACACUUUUGAUUCUCCGUCCGACGACUACGGACCACCGUUGGGAUCCGGUUUUAAAGGGCCAGCGCCGGUAUACGGGCCACCGGAAUUAGUCGGCAACCUUGGACCAACGCCCAUUUAUCCACCUCCACCGCCGGAAUUGCCGCCACCCGUAUUUGGACCGCCUGCCGUAUCGUACGGCCCGCCGCGAAGUCUCAAGCCGCAAUAUGGACCGCCGAAACAAAGUUUCGGUUUGGCAACACCCUCCCUUCUUCUGAAACCUACCUACGGCCCGCCGAAACUUCAUUACGGACCGCCGAAGCAACAUUUUACGCCGCCAGCGGCGUCGCUAUUCAUAUCACCGAAACCUCAAUACGGUCCACCAUUGAAGUUCGUCGGCACAUCGAGUCAGCAAUAUAUACCGCCACCACCGGCGAGUCAGCACGGGCCACCGAAGCCGGGGCAUGGACCACCUAUCCCUAUAUCGCUCGAGACUUACGGUCCACCGCCUCCAAAAUUAGCUAUUCAGUUUAAUCCUCUGCCCAAUGACGAGUACGGUCCGCCGCCGCCGCCCGUAGCCGCGCCGCAACCGCAAUACGGUCUACCGGCCGGUGAUUUAUACGGACCUCCACCACCGGCACCUCCACCAGGCGUUCCUGCGCCACCCACACCACCUGACAUAAAGUACGAUGGAUGGCAGCCCAUCGCGGGAUUGGCCACCUCCCCUAAUCAAAGUGGUCCGCCGGCAGAUACGUAUGGCCUUCCCGACGCGAAGCAUAAUUACAUCGAAGGCUUGGCCUCCGCGGGAUUAUCGCACGCCGCGCUGGCCGUUUCGACGAAUUCGAACGUGCCGAGCGAUUCUUACGGCGUGCCGAUACACAAUCCGGAAGAUCAAGAUCUGAAGACGUCCGUGCACGAUGCGUCGGCCUCCUCGGAGAGUAAUGGAUUACCGCCGCCGCCGUUGCCGCAGCACGAGCCCCUCCACAAUCAAGGCCCGGGCGUCGUCGGUACUGCUAGUCAAUCCGAUCACCAGUUCGGUCGACAACAAUUAAACUUGCAAUACGGAACGCCAAAUAUUGAACCCUUAUCCAUCACGAAGACAGUGGGAUUCGAACUGUUGCCGGCAAACGGCGCUUUGAACGGCGCGGAUCUCCCAGGUUUAUCAUUGUCAAGUGGCACUUCCGACGCUUCGUCGUUCAAUCAUAUCUCGAAUUCGGUUAAUGCCAAUUCCGCGUCGCUUCAUACGGGACUGGAAUUGCCAUCGGACGAUGGCGGAGCUGCUCACGCUGCUGUUCUAAACAGCGGCAGAGAUUCUCACGGGUUUCAAAAUGUAGGAAAUGAUCUGUCGUUGCAGCAGUUACCGCAACAAACGCCGUCGCUCGAUUACGGUCCGCCUUUAACCACUUUUGGAAAAUCCACCGAGGCGCUAUCCGGAGCAUCUUUGCUUUCUCCUCCUCCUUUAAAUACUUACGGUGCGCCGCCUCUUUCUUCCUACUCGCCUAACGGACCUUAUCCCGCGGCGCAAGGAGGACGAAGUCCGUUCUUUUUAUCGUUCGGAGGAUUAUUCGGAGGCUCUUUCCCCAAGCAGAAUCUGCACUCUCAAAGAAUUCACGGUCCACCGUUCAGGUUACCGCCGGUACCCUUCGAGUCUUUGAUACCGCCGCGGACUCGAGAACCGAUUCAAUUCAGAGAGCCGAUACCUACGGGACUGUUAUCGAAUAUUAAUCGGUAUUUACCGCCACCCGCGAAGCAGCAGUUGCCGAAUCUCCACGCGCCGGUGUCUUUUCACCACACGUCGGGAUCGGGCAAUUUAUUCCCCGGUUCUUUCGCGUCAGCCGGUUUGUUCAACGGAAAUAAAAUUCUAAAUUCCCCGGUUGCCGCGCCACACGCGCAAUAUGGAACGCCGUUGUCGUUCACCGAUUUUAACACUCCGACGCCCCAUUUGACUUACGGAGCGCCCAACUUCGGCCCACCGACUUCCUUCGUUUCGACGUCCUCCGGAUUCGGCAACAAUCUUUACAGCGGAGUGAAUAACGCGUUAACAACAACGUACGGUACACCCGUGGUCAAUUCAUUAUCAAUCGGCGGCGGUGGUCACGAUUGCAACAACGCCUUGCAGCCACUCCUGCCCGGAGCGUUGCAUUCGAGCAACGGAUUGUCCGCGAGCGGAGAGCUGCCUUUAAGCGGCAGUUUACCUUCAAGCGGGGAAUUGCAUUCCAGCGGAGAGCUACACUUGAGUGGAGGCUUAUCUUCGGGCGGUGAAGUGCCCUCGAGCAACGAGCUAUCGGGUGGUGGAUUAUCCGCGCACGGAGGCGCACAUUCUAACGGCAAGCUGCAGCUCGAUUUCGAAAAUGCCGGCGCUCACGCUGGAAGUGUGAAAAAUGCGGAACUAGGUUUUACAAAUUCUCUAGCCACAGGCUUCGCGAGCACCGGUGGAGGCGAUCUGUUCGACGAUAAUCAUCAGAAUUCCAUUUUCACCGGCGAUUCAUUGCCGCUUACGAAACCGCUCGACAACUUCCUGGGCGGACCACCAGUCAGCACGCUCGAUCUGCAGCAUAAUGAACAGCAGAAGAUAAAUCUGAAGGACAGUUAUGGCAACCCCAUCGGAUUAACAUACGAUUCGUUGAACGAAGCGAGUAACCCGAAUGCUGUUCACGCGUCCACCGCGGACGUUUCGAACGAGCUCUCCGCACCUUCAUCUAGUCAGUCUCAGAAUACCUAUCCCGCGGCAGCGUCGUUCGAGCACGGCUCAGGAAUAUCGGCGGAAGCCCUAACCGCAAGCCUGACCUUACAGGGUCUCGGUCAGGGAAAGAGUUUCGCGUCGAACGAGAUCGACGCUAAUCAAUUUCUCAAAUCAAGCGAGGGCAGCGAGGCAUUGUCUCUGGCGCAGAAACUGACCGCCGACAAUGCCAAUGACUUUGAGAUUCAGGGUUCCAAGGGCAUUUACAGAUUGCAGAUACAAGCGGCGGAUGGUGGAUUGGGCACCGAAAAUUCGGAUGGCAGCAUUAGGCACGAUCAAGUGGUGUCCAACGAUCUACUUCAAUCAAUAAUAGCCGCUAUAGAAGAGCCGGAGAAUGCCGCUGUGCAACUUCAAGAAGCGCCGCAGGCUCAGCGAUUGGAAAAAGUUUACGGUUCUGAUCUGCUGCAAGAAAUUGGCGUUCCAAAUGGUCAUUUUAUCACCGUAGAUAGCCACAAGCCUGGCAAUGAGCUCGAAAAACGAUCCGAGCAAACGAGCGACAGGAGCGAAGACGAAAAGUAUUUGAAAAAUCACCCAUCAGUGGCUUUGUUCUUCGAUACUAAAUACGGAGAAACGAUUAAAGAGGUGAGGUCGGUGUCGAAAAGCGAGACACAGGCCGCGAAAGAAAACGAACAGAGCAACAACAAAACGAAAUCCUCGUAA